AUGUGCCUCCCCCAGUUACGUGACGAUACACUGGAUACAGAUUUGCUAACAACUGACACUGUACAAGAAACUUCGACAACCCCGUACAGCAUGGAUUAUUCUCAUAAUAAAGUCCAGCUCACGGUAUUUUACGAGACGCAUUGCCCAUUUUCAGUAGAUUUCUUCGUCGAGCAAUUAAAGCCCGCUGUGUUAAAGUUAGGCUCACAUUUGGAGUUGUACACUGUACCCUAUGGACUUGCUGAGACCAAUGAUGGCAUCGGCGAUAAUACCAUUAGCUGCCAUCAUGGCCCCAGUGAGUGCCACGGUAACAUGGUACACGCCUGUGUGCUCAACCACGUUAAAAACAAAACUCUAGCCGUUCUCUAUAACUGCUGUCUUAUGUCCACUACUAACGAUUACACUAAUACUGACAUCACGCAGUGUGGGCUGGCUGAAAAGGUUCCAGUAUUAACUAUUACUAAUAUAAUAAAAUGUGUCAACGGCACUAGUGGCUCGUUGCUACUGAAGUCAUACGGCGAAGUGACCAAGUCGAAUAGAAUAUUUUACGUACCUCAUUUAGUUUUCGAUCAAUCUUCGGUAUAUGAGGACAGCGGUAGGACUGACUUAAUUGGAACAGUCUGUGGCAUGCUCUACCCAAGGCCAGAUGAAUGCCCUAAAAACACUAAGGAUUAUUAUUAUUGA
Messenger RNA from Arctia plantaginis, 681 nucleotides. The record is from the annotation of a GenBank genome assembly. Lineage: Eukaryota; Metazoa; Arthropoda; Insecta; Lepidoptera; Erebidae.